AUGAGGCAAGCAGAUCUCAUCUUCAUCCCAACGCCAGGAAUUGGUCACCUGGUGUCGACCCUUGAAUUCGCAGAGUGCCUAAUUGAUCGUGAUGAUCGACUUUUGAUCACAAUCCUUUCCAUGAAGUUCCCCUUUACUACCCUUGCAGAUGCAUACACCAGAUCAAAAGUAACAUACCCAAUGUCAAUCGUUGUCUCACAAAGAUUGUAUCCUCCAACUCAAACUCAAGCUCAGCCAGAGUUGCCACAUUGGUUCUUGAUAUUGGAGAGCUUGUGGCAUGGCGUACCUAUUUUAACAUGGCCUAUAUAUGCUGAGCAACAGCUCAAUGCAUUUAAGAUGGUGAGAGAGUUGGGAUUAGCAAUGGAGAUGAGGUUGGACUAUAGGAGUGGUGGUGAUCCGGUGAUGGCUGAAGAGAUAGAGAGAGCUGUAAGACGCCUGAUGGAUGGUGAAUGA
Corylus avellana is the source of this 453-nucleotide messenger RNA. Lineage: Eukaryota; Viridiplantae; Streptophyta; Magnoliopsida; Fagales; Betulaceae. The record is from RefSeq and is a predicted model, not a curated record.